This is a messenger RNA of Tarenaya hassleriana, 1167 nucleotides long. RefSeq lists its product as uncharacterized. The coding region runs from base 105 to 1025 and encodes 306 amino acids. The record is from RefSeq and is a predicted model, not a curated record. The transcript has 2 exons. Lineage: Eukaryota; Viridiplantae; Streptophyta; Magnoliopsida; Brassicales; Cleomaceae.
UAUGUACAAUAGAUUAGCCGAAUCGUUGACGACACAAAAAAAAAGAUAUUUGUCGAAUCGGAAAAAAAGGGAGAGGAAGAUCAGAGAGAAGGGGGAAGGGCAAAAUGGUAAAUUUGGAUAUUCCGGUUACAUUCCGGAGGGUUGCGGCGGCGUUCGACGAGGCAGCCACGCGUGCGCGCACGCCAUGCGACGAGAGUAGUGGAAGCGACCACUCGCCGGAAAACAUGGCGGAUCUCAGGGAUCUCGUCGAGUCUUUCAUGGAGAGAGACGAGAAAUCCACUGCGACGGAGACUCGUAACUCGACGGCGGAGGAGAGCGAUUCCGAGGACGGAGACGGCGUCGACGACUUCGAAGACGUGAUGGAGAGGUUACGGGGUAUUCUCUGCGGUGGAGGGGAUCACGGCGGCGAGCGGCGGAGGAUUGCGACGGAGGUGGAGGCAUUUGCUCAUGAGAUCGCCGGAGAGACGGAAGCGAGUUCUUCUAAGAGGCACUUGAUGGCUUUUCUACGUAACAAGGGCUUUGAUUCAGGUCUUUGCAAGUCUCGGUGGGAGAAAUUCGGCAGGAACCCUUCAGGCAAAUACGAGUACGUGGACGUGCAAGCCGAUCAUAACCGUUAUAUAGUCGAAACGAAUCUCGUCGGAGAGUUCCAAAUAGCUCGGCCCACGGAACGUUACCUCGCCCUAUUAGCCGAGGUGCCACGUGUCUUCGUGGGGACGUCCCGAGAGCUGAAACUCUUGGUGAGGAUAAUGUGCAACGAGAUCAGACUGUCGAUGAAGCAGGUGGGGAUUCACGUGCCGCCAUGGAGGAGGAACGGUUUCGUCCAAGCCAAAUGGUUCGGACACUACAAACGUACCGUUAACGAGGCAAUUAAGGUUAAGGGUAGCGGUUGCGAUUGCGAUCGCGAUCUGAAACCGCAUAUUGGAUUCGUAAAGACGGGUUGUAGGGAAGUGUUUAGGAGGGAGGAUGGACUUAACAUUGGGCGUUUGAUGAUUGCGUUUGGCGGCCAUGGUUGCGACUUGCAAUGAUUUUCUUGCAUUUUAGGGUUCACGUUUAAGGAACUUGUGUCACCUUGGUUGAUACGGAGUUUUUGUGGGAUGGCAUUUUGUAAGUUAAAUAGUUUUUAUUUUAUUGGUUCAGUAACCUUAAAUCCAAAUUAAAUUGAAACCA